AUGUUUAAUGGAGUUAUAAAGAUGGAUGAUGGUAAUAAGAAUAUUGAAAUAUUUUCUUUAUUAUCAAAAAGAGGAAAAAGAUUAUUAGAAACUAAUGAUAAUCUAAUAAAAAAUCCUAUAAUUGAGAUAAUAAAAAAAAAUAGAAAAAAUAGAAUAGAAAAAGAAGGAAAAAAAUGUUUUGUCUCCAGAAGUAAAUCUCUUUUUGGGUAUAAAACUGAACUAAUUAAAAACAAGAUACUUGAAGCAAAAGAGACAUUUUUUCUUGAUCCAGCAAUUCUUACACACUAUCCCCCUUCACCUACAGGAAUGGAAUCAAUAAAAGUUUCUUGUGCCAAUUUUAUUUGUAGUCAUCUUUCAUGUAAUAUAUCACCAAAACAAUUAAUUAUUACUCCUGGUACAACAGCAACUUUAGAUAUGUUAGCUUUUACUCUUUUUGAUCCAUCUGAUUGUAUAUUAUGUCCAGCUCCCUACAUUAAUAAAUAUCAUGAAAUAUUUGCUAUCAAAAAUAAUAUCAAUCUUAUACCUAUUUAUUUUGAAGACAUAAAUACCCCAAAAUUAUCACGUAGUCAAUUUGAAUCAACAUAUUUAAAAUGUAAAAAAGUUAAAGGAAUAUUAAUAUCUAAUCCACAUAAUCCAACUGGGAGUAUCUUUUCCUCUGAACAAAUAAGAGAAAUAAUACAAUUUUCAGAAGAUAAAAAGAUACUCCUUAUCAUGGAUGAGGCAACCUCAUUUAGUAUAUAUGAUAAUGAUGGUAAAGAAAAAUUUAAUACAAUUCUUAAAGAUAUUGAAAGAUUUAAAAAAUAUAAAAAUAUUUUUUGGACAUGGAGUUUUAGUAAAGAUAUGUUAUUACCUGGUCUUAGAUUUUCAUUAGUAUAUAUGGAAGAUGAAAAAACAUUUGAAUGUAUGGAUAAAUUAUCAUCAUACUAUACUGUAAAUGGUUUAACACAAAAUUUUGCUGAAGAAUUUCUCCACGACAAACAAUGGUUUGAUGAAUUACAAAAAACAAAAAAUGAAGAAUUAUCAUCUAACAGAGAGAUGGCUAUGACAAUUUUAAGAAACUUAAAAAUACCUUUUGUAAAACCAUUAGGUGGAUUUUUGAUAUAUUUUGAUUUAACACAUAUUGAUCAAAAUAUUUUAAUAAAAUUUCUUGAAAAUAAUAUACAUUUUGAACAUGUAGGUGGUAAGGAUCAUGAUGGCUACAAAAAAGGAUGGUUUGCUAUAAAUUUGUGUCAAAAAAGGCAACACCUAUAUGAUGUAUUAGAAAAAAUGGGAAAUAUAAUAAAAGAAUAUAAUGAAAAAAGAUUUCUACAAAAAGAACGUUCAAUAUCAAAUGUUGUGGCGGAUGAUGUCAUUAAACAGGUUCUUGAUUUUCUUAAUCACCCUAAAGAUAAUGAUAAUGAAAUUGUUAGAAAAACAUCUGAAACUAUUAAUAAUUGUCAAUUAUUUUUUGAUGAGAGUAAAAAUUAUAAUAAAUAUGAAAAAAAUUUUAUUGAACAUAUCGUUAAUGAAUGCCAUUUAUCAGAUAGAGAAUCUAUGAAUCCUUUAAUUCAAUUAAAUGUUAAUGAAGAAAAGAGAAUAUCAACAAAUUUCAAUGCCAGAUCCCAGCAAAAGGAUAAUAUUUUGUUACAAUCACCUACUACUAAUCAAAAAAAAUAUAUUGUUAAUGAAAAUGAUACAUCACCCGAUUUUAUAGGUGAGAUGGUAGUUGGAGAGCCUUCAAAAAUACAUGGUCAAUCACAUAUUAUAAAUUAUGAUGGUGUUGAUAAUAAUUUAAGAUGUUCCAAGGUAAAUUGUCCAAUUUGUGAAAUAGAAAAAAAGAAAGAAAAUGUUGAUGAUAAAGUAAAUAAAAAUGUUAAUCCAGUUGAUUUAGAAGAAGUAUUUCAAAUAAAGUUAAAUGAAAGAAUUGAUAAUAUUAAAAAUGAUUGGAUAUCUGAUAUGUUUAGAAAAAAUUGUCGAAGAAGAAGUAAAAGUUAUGAUAUUACUAAUGAUAGAAGUAUAACAAAAAUUGAUGAAGAGAUGAUUUGUCGAGAUGAUGAUAAUUAUUAUGAUAAUAUAAUACCAGAAAAUAUUACUAUUACUAAACAUGAUAAUAAUAGUGAGGGAGAAUUUAAUUAUCAACAGUCCAAUGAAACAGAAGUACAUUUAAAUGAUAACAAGGUUAACCCAAGAAAUACCAUAAAAAUGAAUGAUGAUGAUAUGAUUUAUAUAGACAGUAUCGUGAAAAGACAAGUUUUACCUAAUGACAAAGUAGAAAAUAAUAAUAAAAAGGAUAGUAAACUGUUACCAAAUCAAAUACCGUUACAAGUUAUUUUUAAUCAACCAAAAUCAGAAAAAAUUGUUACAAAAGAAUUAAAGAAUAAUGAGAGUAUAAUUAAUGAUGUUAAAAAAACAAUAAUCAAAGAACAGAAAAUAAAAGAGAAUGACUAUGAUAUUAAUAAAGAUGAAAAAUCUAUAGUAAACGAUAUUGAAAAAUCUGAACUAGGAAAAAUGAAGGAGAUCAAAAGUACAGUUAUUAGAAAAGAAGAUAACUUUAUGAAACUAGAUUCAGAUAUACAAGCUAUCGAUUCAAUUAGUGAUAUUGUCAUUGAGGAUGGUGAUAUAAUUAUUGUUGAGGAAAAAAAAACAAUAAUAGAGGGUGGUGAUAGCGGUAGUGAUAAAAAUUCAUUACUUUUAGAUUAUAUUUUUUCUACUAAUAAUAAUAUUACAGAUAAUUUUGCUCAAAAUAAUAAGAAAUCUGAAAAUAUUUCUUCAUCAGAAGGUAGGAAAAUUAUUGAAAGUGAAAAAUUAAAUAGUUAUACUGUUAGAAGUAUAGAUAAUACUAAAUCAGAAAUGAUGGGAAAUAAUAACAAUAUAAAUUUAAAUCAAAUUUUUUUAAAUGAUGGUGAUCAAAAAGAAUUCAAAGAUAAAGUAUUUGAUAAUUUAUAUAUUUUAACAAAAAAUGAUACAUGCAAUGAUAGAAUAGAUAUUCCAUCAGCAGCUACAAUAACAUUUUGUAGAGCAGAAACAAAUAUAGAAUCUCCUUUUGAUCACCAGAUAAAAAAAAAAUCUAAUAGUCAUUCACAAUUAAUUGAACCAACAAAAGUAAAUUUUUUGUCAACAGAAGAGUUAAAUGUUAAUGAAGAUGGAACAAAAAUUUAUACAGAAUCAUCAUAUGAUACAGAAAUGAAUUUAAAAAAAGAUGAAGAUAUAGAUAAAGCAUCAAUACAUUUUGAAGAUUAUUUAAAUGAACAUAUAUAUAUAACACUUGAUAAUACCAAAAUUAAUGAUGAAGUUUUUAUGGGAAUUAUGAAGAAUAAAUUUAAUGAUUAUCAUGAUAAUAAUAUAAGUAAACAACCAUUAACAAUAACUGAUGGUGAUUCAAAUGACUCUUUUAGUUACAUUAAAAUUCCUGAUAAUACAAAUAAAACUAAUAAAAUUAGUGAAGAAAUAAAAAUUGAUAAUGAAGAAAGUGUUAAAAAAUAUAAUCCUAUUGAUUUAAAUUUAAUUUUUAUAAAAUCAAAAUCUAUUAAUGAAAAUCCUUCAUAUAUUAUUGAUGAUGAGGAAGAAAAAGAUAUAAAUAAUAAAAAUGAAACAUAUGGAGAAGAAAAUGAACCUUUAUUUGAUGGUUCAUUUUCAAGUUCAGUUGGUGGUAGAAGAUAUCUAAGUCAUGAAUAUAGAAAAGUUAGUUCAUAUCAUGUACCACAUUCAGGUGUUGAAAAAAAAAUUCAAAAAAAGAAUACUCCUUUUGAUGGGUAUGGUAUGACAGAUGAUGGUAAAAGUUGUGAUAGUGGUUUUACAGGUGAUAAAAUUGAUAAUGAUCUUGAAAUAAAAAAAACUGAUGAAAAUUAUGAAAAUAAAUGUACUUGGAAUAAUGAUAUUGAAAAAGAAGAUUUAAAAAGAAGUAUAUCAUUAAAAAAUAAUGUUAGACGAUUAUCAAAUGAAAGUGAUAAUAGUAAUGAAAGAAAUAAAGAAUGGAUUCAAGAUUGGGAAAGAACAAAUUCUUUUAAAGAUAUGAACAAAAAUGAACCUCGUGAACGUGGUACUAGUUUUACUGAAGUUACAGUUGAUUUAAGUGAUAUAAUAGGUAUAAGUAUUAAAGAAAAUAAUAGUGAUUUAGGAGAUAGUGCUUAUUUAUCAAUGUCACCAGAACUACGAAAGAAAGAUAAAAGAGAUUCUGGAUAUUGUAGAGAUUCAGUUUUAAGUUCAGACACAAGAAAAUCAUAUACACCUAGAAGAUUAUCUUACUCUUAUGAUAUAACAGGUGAUGGAACAAUAACAACACCCAAUGAACCAACAAUAUUUUUAAGAGAAUGUAAAAAAGAUAAUAAAUAUAAUGGUAUAAUUCCAAAUGAAUGGAAUUUAACAAAUGAAAUAAUUGAAACAAAUAAUAAAAAUAAACAAAAAUAUAUUGAAUAUAUGGUAACUAAAAAUGAAUAUAAAUCAAUUCCAUUACCAGAAAAUUAUGAAGUAACAAAUGAUAUUUUAUUAGAAGUAAGAUUAAUUCAAAGACAACAAGGUUCAGCUGUAGGAUAUUAUUAUCCACCAAAAAAAGAUACCAAAACAUAUGUAACAGAACUUCAUUUAUUACCAACACCUGAUUAUAAUUUUUAUUCAACAGAACUUCAUAUUCCUAGAGAAGAAAUUUAUAUAAAUAAUAAUACAAAUAAUAAAAAAGAAGUUGACUACAUUCAUCCUGAGACAAAUGCUAAACAUUUUAUAAUCAAAAGUUUUCAAAAAUCACCAAUAAAAACAAGGAGAAUUACAGCAAAACCACUAAAAUUUGAAAAUAAUUAUAUAGAUGGUAAAGAUGGUAUAACAAUAACUUAUGAAAUUUUUAAGAAAACUGAUGAUGAUAUUAGUAAUAAUAGUAUUAUAUCAAUAAAAGAAAAUGCUCAUACAUUAUCAAUAAAUACAAAAAAUAAUAAAAAAAAUGAUACAUUAAGAGAUGAAGAUAAAAAAAGUUGGUACAUUACUACAGUUAAAAAAACACCUAGACCUGCUUUUAAUGUUCCUGGGUCACUUAGUAUUGAUAUAAAAUUAUAUGAAAAUGAUAUAUAA
Messenger RNA from Strongyloides ratti, 5037 nucleotides. Its product is annotated as Aminotransferase, class I/classII domain and Pyridoxal phosphate-dependent transferase, major region, subdomain 1 and Pyridoxal phosphate-dependent transferase, major region, subdomain 2 and Pyridoxal phosphate-dependent transferase domain-containing protein. The coding region runs from base 1 to 5037 and encodes 1678 amino acids. The transcript has 6 exons. Gene Ontology annotation, biological process: amino acid metabolic process; biosynthetic process. Gene Ontology annotation, molecular function: transaminase activity; pyridoxal phosphate binding. NCBI's taxonomy places the organism in Eukaryota, Metazoa, Nematoda, Chromadorea, Rhabditida, Strongyloididae. The record is from RefSeq and is a predicted model, not a curated record.